Paramecium tetraurelia is the source of this 1662-nucleotide messenger RNA. RefSeq lists its product as uncharacterized. The transcript is spliced from 2 exons. The record is from RefSeq and is a predicted model, not a curated record. Lineage: Eukaryota; Ciliophora; Oligohymenophorea; Peniculida; Parameciidae. Gene Ontology annotation, molecular function: zinc ion binding; metallocarboxypeptidase activity. Gene Ontology annotation, biological process: proteolysis.
AUGAAUUCUUUAUUUCUAACACUAUUCUCAUUGAUUUAAGCCUAUUAGUAUUACUCAUACCAGGAAAUCGUAGACACCUUCAAAAAACUAGAAAUAGAUCACACUGAUGUCUUUAGACUCUACUAUCCAACCAAGGAUCUAGAUAAUCUGAGAUAUCUGGAUUGCGGAGAUGAAGAAUGCCAAUUUUUUUAUGCAGAAUUUGCUUAGAAUCCUAAUGCCGCUGAUUUGCCAACAGUCUUAAUAGCUGCUGGCUUUCAUGGAGAUGAAGUCAUUGGACAAAAUGUAGUCACAGAAUUAGCCAAGUAUCUAACAAGUGAAUCAAAAUUAGAAUUUUUGAAUAAUAGGAGAAUUCUACUCUACCCUAUGGUAAAUCCUUAUGGCUAUUACCAUAAAGUAAGAGAGGAAAUGGGUAAGGAUGCUAAUAGAGAUUUCAAUGUUGACAAUCCGUCUAGCAUCUGUUUUUAGACUAACGCUGCUCGAGGUUUGGCCUAAGUUUAUAACAAGUAUAUUAUCUAAUUAGGGAUCACCUUUCAUGGAGGGGACAAUAGUAUCUCAUAUUCUUGGGGAACAUGUAAUCAUAAAUAAAAUGGAAUGGCUACUGAAUCACCAGAUGAUAGUGCCAUGGAAAUGAUUGCAAGGAUUAUGAAAGACAUUGCUGCUGAAAAUAAUAAUCUAUAAAUUCAACAAUAUAGUAUAGGCAGAAUGACUGAUUUAGUUUAUGAAGUUAAUGGUGGUUACGAAGAUUGGGCAUAUGCUGCUGGAUGGGAUAGAACCAAUACUUGCGGCAAUAGAAAUUCAGAAGAAUAUCUAAAACCAUCCUCUAAUGCUAGAGCGUUGACUUACUUAAUUGAAGCUGGAUUUUUGAAAUAACCUAAAAGUAAUACUUUAGGAACUAUUGAAACUACCAAUCAAAUGCUAUAAAAUUGGCCUCCUCUUCAUUUCUAUGAUUAAAAGCUACUAACUAAAUAUCAAUAAGGUUAUGGUAAUAUUAAUAGAAAUCUCAUGGCUUCUCUAUCUUUAAUUGAUUUAGCUAAACCUUAUCUAAUUGCAAAGUGGGAUGGAGAAAAAGAAAUGAUUCUAAAUUUUGGUGGUUGCUAUUCAGUUACCAAAUUAACUAUCAUAAGAAGUGACAAAAAAAGCAUCAUUUAAGAUUAAAAUACCACAGGAAUUUGGGAUCAGUUUAAUAAGGGUUAUGUACUUCCAAAUAUCACAAAAAAUGAUCUCUUUGAAAUUAGUUAUUAAUGUGAUGUUAAAUAAUUCAAAACUCAAAGAAACCCGGAUCCAAAACUCUAACCUCAAUCAUAUUUUGUACAAAGUAGAAUUAAUGACACUUAUGAGUAUCGGUUUGAUCAAUACUUAGUUCAAAAUACAAAUAAAAUUCUUUAUAGAAUCAAUGUUAGUGAACUCAAUCAUACUAAAAUAAAUUCUCUGUUUGAGACUUAACAAGUCUCUAUUUAUGUUACAACACAAUCCGAGGAUCACUAAGACUAACAAAUCAGUCCAAAUUAAAAUAAUAAUAAAAAGGAACACAUUUGGUGGCUUCUUGCAAUUUUCAUUGUAUUAAGUUUCGUUUUGACUAUAUUACUUUAUAAAUACUGCUCUAAGAAAUAAGAGGAGGAAGUAAUGGAAAUGUAUACAAUUUAAAAUGAAGCUAAAUUAUGA